CUCGUCGCCCGCCGCCGGCGACCUCGUCGGACUUCCUCACCAUCUCCCCCACUCCAUCCCAUCCCUCCUCAUGCUUCUGCACUCGCCACUCUCUAUCUAGCCUAGCUCCUCGUUUCGCCCCCUUCUCCGCGCGCCCACCUGCUGCCUCGCAUCCGCCUUCCACCUCGCCUGCUGCCUCAGUCCGGGGGCUUCCGCCUGUCUGCCUCGUCGUCUCCAGCUCCGGCCAGCGGUUCAACUGCGCUACUUGAAUCUCGUGCGCACUUUGGCUCUGCCUGCAGCCAACGCCUGACUGUCGGCAAGGUGUUCGACGGAACUCCCCCGAGGCCUGAGGUAAAUCUGUUAUGUUCUUGGCCACACGACCAUCUGGAUCGUCUCUCAUUGUUACCAGGCUGUGCGUGCUCCACACCGUUUCCUGGAUCGUUUCAUCGAGGCAGGCAAGGUUCACCACCGGCGGCGACAAUGCCACUCCGGGGUCUCACUGCCGGCUGUCUGAGCUCUUCCGCCCAGUGCGCACUGACACCAGUGGCGUCAUUGGGCGAGCGCUGGAGUGUGGGAGGUGGUCAGAGUCGGUGGAGCUGGAGCUGGAGGGGCUCCAUGUCGACUUGGAUCCUUUCGUCGUCAACAGGGUGCUCCGGGGCUUGUCCGACUCAGAGAUGGCAGUUCGGUUUUACUGGUGGGCAGAGUCACGCCCUGGAUUUUAUCAUAACAAUUUUGCGAUAGCAUACAUCAUAAGCUUGCUGUUUGUAGAUGACAAUUUUGCCCUGCUUUCGGAGUUCCUGGGAAGUGUAAGGAGUCAAGGGGUGGCAUUACAUCGAUCUCUCUAUAGGGUACUUUUGGGUGGCUAUGCUCGAGCUGGAAAAUUUUAUUCUGUCAUAGAAACAUUCGAUGACAUGGUCACGUCAGGUUGCCGUGAGUUCGGUGUUGAUUACAACAGGUUCAUAGGUGUUAUGAUUAAGAAUUGUUGCUUUGAUUUGGUGGAGAAGUAUUACAGCAUGGCACUUGCAAAAGGAUUUUGUUUAACUCCAUUCACUUACUCAAGGUGGAUUACUGCAUUGUGUCAAUCAAACAGGAUUGAACUUGUAGAGGAGCUUCUGGCUGACAUGGAUAAAUUUGGAUGUUUCCCAGAUAUUUGGGCAUGUAACAUAUACAUUUAUUAUUUGUGUAGUCACAAUAGGUUAUAUGAUGCUUUGCAAAUAGUGGAGAAGAUGGACAUGAAAGGAACCACCAGCCCAGAUGUUGUCACCUACACAACAAUUGUUGGUUGUUUAUGUGACCACAGGAGGUUCUCUGAAGCAGUUGGGCUUUGGGAGGAAAUGGUGAGGAGGGGACUUAAACCUGAUAUUGUAGCUUGUGGUGCAUUGAUCUUUGGUUUAUGCAAGAAUCAAAAGGUUGAUGAGGCUUUUGAAUUAGCAUCAAGGAUGUUAAGUCUGGAUAUCGAACUUAAUGUUUCGAUUUACAACGUCCUGAUAAGUGGUUUCUGGAGAGCUGGUAGCAUUGACAAAGCCUACAAGAUUGUGUCCUUCAUGCAGAGAAAUGGUUGUGGACCAGAUGUAGUGACAUACAAUAUCCUUCUAAACCAUUACUGCAAUAUAGGUAUGACAGAUAAAGCUGAAAAAAUGGUAAGAACAAUGGAGAUGAGUGGGGUGAAUCCUGACAGGUACAGCUACAAUAUAUUGUUAAAAGGGCUGUGCAAAGCUCAUCAACUAGAUAAAGCAUUUGCUUUUGUUUCUGACCAUAUGGAGGUUGGUGGAUUCUGCGAUGUUGUAUCCUGCAACAUACUCAUUGAUGCAUUUUGCAAGGCAAAAAAGGUAAAUUCUGCAUUGAACCUAUUUAAGGAAAUGGGCUACAAGGGAAUUCAAGCUGAUGCUGUGACUUAUGGAAUUCUGAUUAAUGGUCUUUUCGGCGUUGGAUACUCCAAUCUAGCUGAAGAGCUUUUUGACCAGAUGCUAAACACUAAAAUUGUUCCUAAUGUUAAUGUGUACAAUAUUAUGCUCCAUAACUUAUGUAAGAUUGGUCAUUUCAAACAUGCACAGAAAAUAUUCUGGCAGAUGACUCAGAAAGAAGUAUCACCAGAUACAGUUACUUUUAACACACUAAUAUACUGGCUUGGAAAAAGCUUAAGAGCAAUUGAGGCCCUGGACCUUUUUAAGGAAAUGAGAACAAGAGGGGUAGAGCCCGAUAACUUGACAUUCAGGUAUAUGGUCAGUAGUCUUCUGGAUGAAGGCAAAUCUACACUGGCUUAUGAGGUAUGGGAGUAUAUGAUGGAGAAUGGUAUCAUUCUCGACAGGGAUGUUUCUGAAAGGCUCAUAAGUGUUCUUAAAUUGAAGAACAACUAAGUCUUUGGAGAACUUCAACCUCUAGAUGCUUUCCUGCUUCUGUUGCUUACAUGCAUCGACCAACAAGCUUGAAGGUCUGAUCUUAAUCGAUUCAAGGCAAUAUGCUGGUGCAUAGUUGAACAUGGAUGUGCUAAACAUCUCAGUUUGAUGCAUGCAGCAGUUGCACCUUCUGUUACACACCAAGGUAUCAAGGGACAAGAUUCAAUUUAACAUAGUUGGCUCCUUUGUGUUUUAACAAAAUGUGGAGCGGAGACAUUAGCAAAGGUUGGCUGCAAGACAGCUGGUGACAAUGCAAUCUUUUUUUUUUUUUAUCAGGUAACAGUAUAUUGGUUGUGCUGUUUUUUUCCCUGGCGAUCAGAAGCAUGUCACAAGAAUAGCGUCCAAACCACACUGGUGUUGCAGUAAUGGAUAACGAUUUUGCUUCAAGUUAUAUGUACUAUCAGUCUUUGCCAUUCGAUGGUGUCAAAGACAGCAUGGUGCCUCGUUAAUGCAGUUGUCGAAGAUAGAUGGUGGGCAUAUGUUAAAACCAUGAUCCUAAAACAAAUUCAGGGCCAAAUCUUGUGAAGUUUUUAGCUGUUCAGUCUAUCAGUACAGUGCUGUGCUCUGAAGCCCAUCGUGAUGCUGAUAAGUAAUGCAUUGGGAAGGGCGACCCAGAAAGGUGGCGGCCCAUCUCAUAAGAUGGGCUAGGCCUGCCGGAAUGCAGGAUCACCGAACCAAGAACACCAACACCGACCGGAUGAUGCAGAUAUCCAUCGUCGAUCGUGACUUUCCUAGUUUGUCGCGGCACGGAAACGGGAGAUCCCUGAGACCGUCGACCCAACAAGAACAUGGUAGACGUGUUGCAGCGUGCAGGAUCCAUCGUUUCUCAUGCAACCACGUACAGUACAAGUAGAGCCGACAGUAAAGACAGGCUCAGAUGCUUCUGCAGAUAUCGUGCUUGCACGUUAGUUAGUACCAGAAAAAGAAAAUACCCUCCCCUUUUUGUCGGAACAAAGCACACGUCAGAAAGAACAUUUCAUCAGGUUUCUUCAGUUGAGUCGUCGAGCGACACGUCCAUGUCUUCUGUAAUUUGGGCUCUGGGUUGCCCACGUAGUACAACUACCGACUCACUUUUUACUCCAUAAUAAAAUAAUGCUAUUA
Molecule: messenger RNA, 3476 nt
Organism: Oryza brachyantha (malo sina)
Lineage: Eukaryota; Viridiplantae; Streptophyta; Magnoliopsida; Poales; Poaceae
Product: pentatricopeptide repeat-containing protein At1g13040, mitochondrial
Exons: 5
Coding region: 342-2336 (664 amino acids)
Molecular function (GO): protein binding
Source: RefSeq, a predicted model, not a curated record